AUGUCACAGUGGAGGAUGUUGGUUAUUACACCUGCACAAAGAUCGGAUCAGGACAAGUUGAACACGUUGAACUUCACUGAACAGAAGAACACUGAUACAGUCAGCUUGUUGUGCUCUGUGACUGGGUGUUUACACACAGUAAAGUGGCUGCAUGAGGGAAGUUAUACCACAGAGAGAAAGACAUCAGGGCCUAUCUGUUCAGCCAGAGCGACAUUUAGAACAUCUGACUUUAAUCAGAAGUCAAAGGAUGACUCAUUAAAAUGUGAAGUGAGACAUGCCGGAGAAGUGCAUCUGUUCCCCUUCAGCCCUCCUCAGUCCUCAGCAACUACAACACCAUCAACGAGAAAAACACCUGUGAAAAAGCGUGAAACAGAAGAGACAAACAGACCUGCAUCUGAAAACAACAACGAUGGAACAAAGACAGGAGGCUGGUGGCUGUGGCUGAUCGGUGUGUUUGUGGCUGCUGCAGCGCUGCUAAUAAUCUCUGUGGCUGUCCUCAGAUGGAAGAGAACUAAAGAGAACAAAACCCAGACGGAUGACAACAUGGCCCGAGUUGAUGAUGAAGGUGAAGGUGAUGAAGAUGAUGCUGUGACCUACAGCACUCUGCAAGCCUCUUCUUCUGCUGCUGCUGCUGAUCCCAGCAACCUCUACGCUACCGUCAACUAAUCAAAAAAGUAAUUUUGUAAGACGUUGUUGCAAUAUAGAUUUAAGAUUUUAUGGUUAAAUCCAGUAGAGUUUAAAUAAGAUAUGAAUCGUUUGGCUUAAUGAUGGCAAAGUGAGAAUACAGCAGCAGCUCUAUGAAAACAAGUGAGACUCCUAAAUAUAUUGGUUUCUUACGUAAUAUGUGUCCUUGCAGGGGCAGAAUGAAGAUGUCGUUA
Molecule: messenger RNA, 878 nt
Organism: Centropristis striata (black sea bass)
Lineage: Eukaryota; Metazoa; Chordata; Actinopteri; Perciformes; Serranidae
Exons: 6
Coding region: 1-666 (221 amino acids)
Source: RefSeq, a predicted model, not a curated record